Molecule: messenger RNA, 1233 nt
Organism: Beauveria bassiana ARSEF 2860
Lineage: Eukaryota; Fungi; Ascomycota; Sordariomycetes; Hypocreales; Cordycipitaceae
Product: cellobiose dehydrogenase, putative
Exons: 3
Coding region: 1-1233 (410 amino acids)
Source: RefSeq, a predicted model, not a curated record
AUGGUAUCAGGCAAGCAAUCUGCCGGCGCUGUAGCGCUGGCUACUCUCAAUGCUAUUGGAGCUUCUGCAGCCAGCGCACCCCAUUGCGUUGGCGACAACUCACAGAUCUGUUUUCGUUGGGGCGUCCCCGACACCGCCAUCCAGUCCGGCUCCGGUAACGUCUACUUCCAGCUGCGCGCGCCCACGUCCUACGCGUGGACGGCCCUUGGCAUCGGCAGCCGGAUGCAGGGCGCCGACAUCUUUAUCGUAUAUCAGGACGGCGCCGGCAACGUCACGCUCAGCACGCGGCCUGGCACAGGACACGUCAUGCCGCAGCACGCGGAGCGCUCUGCAGUUGAGCUCCUUGCGGGUUCCGGUGUGGUGGGCGAUGAGAUGGUGGCCAAUGUUCGCUGCGGCGACUGCACGAGCGCCAGCCUCACGGGCGAUAGCGGCUGGAUCGCGGCGUGGAAGGCCGGCGAGCCCAUCAACUCACAGGACACGAGCGCUCGCAUCAACUAUCACGACGACCAUUCGAGCUUCCAGAUUGACCUUCGUCAGGCUGCCAUCAGUGCCGACUCCAACCCGUUUACAGGCACUGACCAAGGCAACAAUAAUAACGGCAAUGGUAACGGCGGUGGCGGCAACAUUAUCUCGGGAGGCGGUGGCUCAAGCUCUGCUGCUUCAAAUACCCUUCCCCUCGCUCAUGGAAUCUUGAUGAUGAUCGUCUGGGUGAUUCUGUAUCCCGCGGGAGCGCUCUUGAUGCCAAUCAUCGGCAAGUGGAUGUUCCAUUCGCUUUUCCAGACGAUUGCCUUCCUGGCCAUGUGGGCAGGUCUGGGUAUGGGCUAUGUCCUGGCUGAUCGUAUGAAUACAUUUUGGAAAAACACGCACACUAAGCUCGGAAUCAUCGUGUGUGCCUUGAUGGUCCUGCAGCCGAUCCUGGGUGCCUUGCACCACACGAGCUUCAAGCGCAGCGGAGGCCGUGGAGCCUUGAGCCACAUUCACGCUUGGUACGGCCGCGCGCUCAUUCUCAUUGGCAUCGUCAAUGGCGGCCUGGGACUUCAGCUAGCCGGCACUGGCAUGGCUUUCCGUACGGCUUACAUUGUGCUCUCUGCCGUUAUUGCCGGACCGUACUUUCUCUCUAUUCCCUGGAUCGAAUUCAGAAAGGCCAAAGCAACCAAAAACCACAGCAGCAGCAGCCCACUAGUAAAGGAACGGGACUCAAGUGCCAUUUCAGACGAAAAUUGGAGUCGAUAG